CCUGCGGCUUUUUUCUUUCCCUCCUUUUCGACCUUCCACCUUCACCAGUAUCCGAAGCCUCACGAAACUCUCACAAUGUCUGUAGCGCGUCUUUCCUCCUCUGCUCUGAGGACCUCCCUCAGAGCCUCCCCUUUCAAGGUGUCUGCUUUCAACGCUGCCCGCUGCUACUCUUCCAAGAACCAGACCUUGAAGGAGCGCUUCGCUGAGCUCCUCCCCGAGAAGAUUGAGGAGGUCAAGGCUCUGAGAAAAGAGCAUGGCUCCAAGGUCAUCGACAAGGUCACUCUCGACCAGGUCUACGGUGGUGCCCGUGGCAUCAAGUGCCUCGUCUGGGAGGGUUCCGUCCUUGACGCCGAGGAGGGUAUUCGUUUCCGCGGCAAGACCAUCCCUGAGUGCCAGGAGCUCCUCCCCAAGGCUCCCGGUGGCAAGGAGCCUCUUCCUGAGGGUCUCUUCUGGCUUCUCCUGACCGGUGAGGUCCCUACCGAGCAGCAGGUCCGCGACCUGUCCGCCGAGUGGGCCGCCCGCUCCGACAUCCCCAAGUUCGUCGAGGAGCUCAUCGACCACUGCCCCACCGACCUUCACCCCAUGGCCCAGUUCUCGCUGGCCGUCACCGCCCUCGAGCACACCUCGUCGUUCGCCAAGGCCUACGCCAAGGGUGUCAACAAGAAGGACUACUGGGGAUACACCUUUGAGGACUCCAUGGACCUGAUUGCCAAGCUGCCCACCAUUGCCGCUCGCAUCUAUCAGAACGUCUUCAAGGGCGGCAAGGUCGCCCCCGUCCAGAAGGACAAGGACUACUCGUUCAACUUCGCCAACCAGCUCGGCUUCGGUAACAACACCGACUUCAUUGAGCUCCUCCGUCUCUACCUGACCAUCCACACGGACCACGAGGGUGGCAACGUCUCUGCCCACACCACCCACUUGGUCGGCAGUGCUCUGUCCUCCCCCUUCCUGUCCGUUGCCGCUGGUCUCAACGGUCUGGCCGGCCCUCUCCACGGCCUGGCCAACCAGGAGGUCCUCAACUGGCUCACCGAGAUGAAGAAGUCCGUUGGCGAUGACCUUAGCGACAAGGCCAUCACCGACUACCUCUGGUCCACGCUGAACGCUGGCCGCGUCGUCCCCGGUUACGGCCACGCCGUCCUCCGCAAGACCGACCCCCGCUACUCGGCCCAGCGCAAGUUCGCUCAGGAGAAGAUGCCCAACGACCCCAUGUUCCAGCUCGUCAGCCAGGUCUACAAGAUCGCCCCCAAGGUCCUCACCGAGCACGGCAAGACCAAGAACCCCUUCCCCAACGUCGAUGCCCACUCUGGUGUCCUCCUCCAGUACUACGGUCUCACCGAGGCCAACUACUACACCGUCCUCUUCGGUGUCUCCCGCGCCAUCGGUGUCCUUCCCCAGCUCAUCAUCGACCGCGCCCUUGGCGCGCCCAUCGAGCGCCCCAAGUCCUUCUCCACUGCCAAGUGGGCCGAGCUCGCCAAGAAGCUUUAAGUGUGUAGGCGAAGUAGGAAAUUGGAGUGCGGAAAACAGGGAGCAGAUGGCGGACGCGAGUAAAGUUGCGUGCGCGGAAAAGGCAGCAGGGUCGCCCGAGCGAUCAACAAUAGACAUGGAAGGCAGUGUGUUGUUUCAGUCGGAGUGGCUAGAAAGGCUCCGGGCGAUACGAUGCACUGCGCUUGUACAAUAUCGAGAAGGGCUGCUUUUACCGGGAAUUUCUGGGUUGUUUUAGUUCCCAUUUGCCGAGGCAGGCUUGCGUCCGGAAUACACCUUAACGAAUUUGAAGUUUACAUCUGAAGUUCAUUCCCUUGACAACUCGGACGACGUCUGUUCGUGAAGACCACAGCGCACG
Messenger RNA from Colletotrichum destructivum, 1840 nucleotides. RefSeq names its product Putative citrate synthase. The record is from RefSeq and is a predicted model, not a curated record. Gene Ontology annotation, cellular component: mitochondrial matrix. Gene Ontology annotation, biological process: tricarboxylic acid cycle; carbohydrate metabolic process; citrate metabolic process. The coding region runs from base 76 to 1485 and encodes 469 amino acids. NCBI's taxonomy places the organism in Eukaryota, Fungi, Ascomycota, Sordariomycetes, Glomerellales, Glomerellaceae. The transcript has 5 exons.